AGGUGGGGCUUCGCCCGGAGGUGGGACUCCGGCCUCCGUGGCGGGCGGUUAGCGGUCCUGUUAAGUCUGAGGAAGCGAUGGCGGUGUGCGCAUUAAGGCUGCUGAUUACACUGCUGGCUUUCGUGGCCGCUGCCUCCCAGGCCGAGGUCGAGUCCGAGGCGGGAUGGGGCAUGGUGACGCCUGAUCUGCUCUUCGCCGAGGGGACGGCGGCCUACGCGCGCGGGGACUGGCCCGGGGUGGUCCUGAGCAUGGAGCGGGCUCUGCGCUCCCGGGCCGCCCUCCGCGCCCUCCGCCUGCGCUGCCGCACCCGGUGUGCCGCGGACUUCCCAUGGGAGCUGGACCCCGACUCGCCCCCUAGCCUGGCCCAGGCCUCGGGCGCCGCCGCCCUGCGGGACCUGAGCUUCUUCGGGGGCCUCCUGCGCCGCGCCGCCUGCCUGCGCAGCUGCCUCGGGCCCCCGGCCGCCCACUCGCUCAGCGAAGAGAUGGAGCUGGAGUUCCGCAAGCGGAGCCCCUACAACUACCUGCAGGUCGCCUACUUCAAGAUCAACAAGUUGGAGAAAGCUGUCUCCGCAGCACACACCUUCUUCGUGGGCAAUCCUGAGCACAUGGAGAUGCGCCAGAACCUAGACUAUUACCAAACCAUGUCUGGAGUGAAGGAGGACGACUUCAAGGAUCUUGAGGCUCAACCCCAUAUGCAAGAAUUUCGACUGGGAGUGCGGCUCUACUCAGAGGAACAGCCACAGGAAGCUGUGCCCCACCUAGAGGCGGCGCUGCAGGAGUACUUUGUGGCCUAUGAAGAGUGCCGGGCCCUCUGCGAAGGGCCCUAUGACUACGAUGGCUACAACUACCUUGAGUACAAUGCUGACCUCUUCCAGGCCAUCACAGAUCAUUAUAUCCAGGUCCUCAGCUGUAAGCAGAACUGUGUCACCGAGCUUGCUUCCCACCCAAGUCGAGAGAAGCCCUUCGAAGACUUCCUCCCAUCGCAUUAUAAUUAUCUGCAGUUUGCCUACUAUAACAUUGGGAAUUACACACAGGCUGUCGAAUGUGCCAAGACCUAUCUUCUCUUCUUCCCCAAUGAUGAGGUGAUGAACCAGAAUUUGGCCUAUUAUGCAGCUAUGCUUGGAGAAGAACACACUAGAUUGACCAGCCCCCGUGAGAAUGCCAAGGAGUACCGACAGCGAAGCCUACUGGAGAAGGAACUGCUUUUCUUCGCUUAUGAUGUUUUUGGAAUUCCCUUUGUGGAUCCGGAUUCAUGGACUCCAGAAGAGGUGAUUCCCAAGAGGUUGCAAGAGAAACAGAAGUCAGAACGGGAAACAGCCGUCCGCAUCUCCCAGGAGAUUGGGAACCUUAUGAAGGAAAUCGAGACCCUUGUGGAAGAGAAGACCAAGGAGUCAUUGGAUGUGAGCAGACUGACCCGGGAAGGUGGUCCCCUGCUGUAUGAAGGUAUCAGUCUCACCAUGAACUCCAAACUCCUGAAUGGUUCCCAGCGGGUGGUGAUGGAUGGUGUCAUCUCUGACCACGAGUGUCAGGAGCUGCAGAGACUGACUAACGUGGCAGCAACCUCGGGAGACGGCUACCGGGGUCAAACCUCCCCACAUACUCCCAAUGAAAGGUUCUAUGGUGUCACUGUCUUCAAAGCCCUCAAGCUGGGACAAGAAGGCAAAGUUCCUCUGCAGAGUGCCCACCUGUACUACAAUGUGACAGAAAAGGUACGGCGCGUCAUGGAGUCCUACUUCCGCCUGGACACACCCCUCUACUUCUCCUACUCUCAUCUGGUGUGCCGCACUGCCAUUGAAGAGGUCCAGACAGAGAGGAAGGAUGAUAGUCAUCCAGUCCACGUGGACAACUGCAUCCUGAAUGCCGAGACCCUUGUGUGCAUCAAAGAGCCCCCAGCCUACACGUUCCGGGACUACAGUGCCAUCCUUUACCUUAAUGGAGACUUCGAUGGCGGAAACUUUUAUUUCACUGAACUGGAUGCCAAGACCGUGACGGCAGAGGUGCAGCCUCAGUGUGGAAGGGCCGUGGGAUUCUCUUCAGGCACUGAAAACCCACAUGGAGUAAAGGCUGUCACCAGGGGGCAGCGCUGUGCCAUUGCCCUGUGGUUCACCCUGGACCCUCGACACAGCGAGCGGGACAGGGUGCAGGCGGACGACCUGGUGAAGAUGCUCUUCAGCCCAGAAGAGAUGGAUCUCUCCCAGGAGCAGCCCCUGGACGCCCAGCAGAGCCCCCAGGAACCUGCGCAAGAGUCUCUCUCAGGCAGUGAGUCUAAGCCAAAGGAUGAGCUAUGACAGUAUCCAGGUCAGGUGGAUGGGUGACUAGACCCAUGGAGAGGAACUCUGUCCUGCACUCUGGGCUGGCCAGCCCUUUGGGGCUGCAGAGCAGUGAGCCUACGUCUGCCGCUCAGACAAGGGGACCCUGCUCACAGCCUUCUACAUGGUGCUACUGCUCUUGGAGUGGACAUGACCAGACGCCACACCCCCUGGACCUGGCUGAGGGCUUAGGACGCAGGCCCGGAACCACCCCACAGGGCCUCCACAGGCAGCCGCAUGACAGCGAUACAGUAUUUAAGUGUCUGUGAAGACAACCAAAGAAUAAACGAUUGAUGGUUUUUU
Messenger RNA from Saimiri boliviensis boliviensis (Bolivian squirrel monkey), 2612 nucleotides. It is a transcript of the gene P3H1, whose product is annotated as prolyl 3-hydroxylase 1. Gene Ontology annotation, biological process: collagen metabolic process. Gene Ontology annotation, cellular component: endoplasmic reticulum. NCBI's taxonomy places the organism in Eukaryota, Metazoa, Chordata, Mammalia, Primates, Cebidae. The record is from RefSeq and is a predicted model, not a curated record. Gene Ontology annotation, molecular function: iron ion binding; protein binding; procollagen-proline 3-dioxygenase activity.